AUGAUGGAUAUUGACUACGAGCCGCCAGAGCCCCAAUACAAGCGUAAGAAAUUAUCAGAUCCCCAAAUCAAGUUCACCGAUGCAACGUCCAACGGCUACGACAUUGUAAUUGCACCAACAUCAUCAUCAUCAUCAUCAUCCCCCAACACCAACACUAUCACUAUCAGGCCUGCCGUCCGCCUCAAAACCGCCAUACGCAGUGAAACCUGUUUUGCUUUCUGUGGUCUGGGCUUGACCUGUCCUCGCCUCUGGGCUGCCCACCGUGGAGCUGGGGAUUACCGACCUCACCCCCGUGAGCUGCAAAGCACCUCCACCACACCCGAUGCCCUCGUUUUCUCCAAACUCAUCAAAUUCGACCAAGACACAGGGUUAGCCGGAGGCACCAAUUUCGAGCUCUACCAUCCCUCAACUGACACCUGGCUUCUGCUCGACAAUUGCUUUGAUGUGGGCCAUUGCUUGGCCUACAUCACGGACUAUGCUUUUGUGGAUGACACUUGGUUUGGGGCCCGCUCGCUUCUCAUGCGGACGAGCUUCGGCCGUUUUCAUGUGAUUGAGGAAACGCUGUGCGUGACGCCACAUCACAUUUACGAUCUGAGGAGGAGGAGGAGGAGAGAUGAAGAAUCUUUGGUCAACCUUUUGCUGGGGCCAGGGGCACCUCCUCAUUCUGUGUGGCUUCUCAAUGGCAAUAAGCUGCAGGGCAAGUACACGUUUUGCAUUUUGACGGCAGGGAUAAGGAGAAGAACCCGGGAACCUAAACUUGUAAUGGGUCUACACCACUGUGAUGUUGCCCGCUAUAGAGAGCAUGGGGAACUCAGCAAGAGUAUCUUGCCUGGGGAGCGCAUUGACUUUUUUCCCCUUGGCCACACCAAAUUUGGGAGAGUAUAUAUGGUGGAAGAUCAGUUUUUGGAGUUUUAG
Molecule: messenger RNA, 915 nt
Organism: Striga asiatica
Lineage: Eukaryota; Viridiplantae; Streptophyta; Magnoliopsida; Lamiales; Orobanchaceae
Source: the annotation of a GenBank genome assembly